Chara braunii is the source of this 1185-nucleotide messenger RNA. Lineage: Eukaryota; Viridiplantae; Streptophyta; Charophyceae; Charales; Characeae. The record is from the annotation of a GenBank genome assembly.
UUGAUUCUUUUGUUGAUUGGCGACUCUCUGACCCACCUGUCCAUACUGACAAUCCAAUAAUGGCUCAGCUAACUUCAGUUCAGUGGCGAAACUUGUUAGAUGCAGCCAGUGAUGUUGAGAAACCUUAUCUGCAAGCACUUUUAGGAAGUGCAAUCAAGAGAGAACAGGAGACGGAGAAGGAGAGGAAGGAGACCUUGCUGAAAAGGCAAGUGGCCCUCCUAGAGAUUGUCCCCUCACCGACUGAAGAGCAGUGUGGGGAACAGUUGCAGUCCAUCCUUACAGCCUUUGUUCAAGUCAGGAAUCUUGAGGACCAUACCACUCAGAUCGCUGAAGUCGUUGCAAAGAUGCAAACACUUCAAGAUGAUCUGGCUGAUAUGACCCGCAAGUACCAUGAAUUGACAAAGGAGGUGGCUGACCUGCGACAAGCCCAAGUGGCCAACCCUCUCCCUCUACCCCCUGGAUCUGAAGCUGCAAUCGAAACUACCUCUGCCCCUCUCACCAUAUCUUCUUCUACCUCCUCCUCGAGUGUGAUGGCAACCCCCUCGAGACCUGCAGCAGGCGCAGAUUCCACUGUUGCUGUAACAAGCAAUGAGGCUGUAACUUCUGCAACUGAUGCAACCCCAAGACCAGAGCCAGCUGCUGCUGGUCCCAACCACGCUGAUUCCUGUGUGGACCGAAAAGCGGUACAGAUACCGUCUAAGUACGACGACAAGGAAGACAUCGAGUUCUGGAUCGGCUCCAUGAGGGCCUACUUUGAGAUUUUGUGGACUCAAACUGAGACCCAGACGGUGAUCAUGGGAAUAAAUGUCGAGCCGGUUGUACGGGGCUUCUUGGAAGUCCAAGCGACGCGGGCUUGGUUCCAAAAGACGACACUAGCCAAAUGGCUUAGGACCACCCCGGUUGCCUCCCUCGAGGAUCUCCUUAUCACACAAUAUCAGGAUCUACAUGCUGCUGCUAGAGCCAGAAUCCAACUUGACAAAGUCAAGCGCAGCAAGUGGAAUAUAUCCAUGAAAAGCCUGCAGACCUAUCUAAGCAAGAUGUUUGCUACUCCUGGUUUGGAAUUGUCUGCUCAAUCUUGCUUAGAUGUGGUUAAGGGCGCGGUUCCAACUAAUUUCACUAAUCGCCUGUGCAGGGACUACAUUGCAUACAUUGAUUGACUCACCUUAAUGAAGGACAUCGUCAGUU